This is a messenger RNA of Metopolophium dirhodum (rose-grain aphid), 1510 nucleotides long. It is a transcript of the gene Vamp7, whose product is annotated as vesicle-associated membrane protein 7. The record is from RefSeq and is a predicted model, not a curated record. Gene Ontology annotation, biological process: vesicle fusion; exocytosis. Gene Ontology annotation, molecular function: SNARE binding; SNAP receptor activity. Gene Ontology annotation, cellular component: SNARE complex; membrane. Bases 582 to 1235 code for a protein of 217 amino acids. The transcript is spliced from 6 exons. NCBI's taxonomy places the organism in Eukaryota, Metazoa, Arthropoda, Insecta, Hemiptera, Aphididae.
ACGCGAACACUCAGCGAGCAACGACGCAUCGACAACAACAUCGGACAUAGUACCUAACAUAGUAACAUACAACAACAACAACUUUGAUUUAAUAAUUUUUUACCCAUAGACCCAUAGAUUAUAAUUUAUAGGAUUAUUGUUCUUUUAAUGGCUACGUCGAUCAUAUUAUUAUAGUCGUUACGAGUUGUGUGUCCGUUGUUGUAGCCGAUUGCGCGCCCUCGUCGAAAAACAAUUACAUUUCGAAUAAUAAUAUUGUGUGUCGUCCUUGCGCACGGUUGCGUCACACAUAUCAUUAUCCCAUUUCGGUUAGCGAACAGUUCUGUGUCCGGUGUCGCACACAACUGUCGUCGUCUGGCUUCCCACUGUGGCAACUAACGUAAAGAAACCCCAAAGACAAAAGUGAUAGGCACCAAACGCACGAUCGACGACGAGUGUCAAUUACUGUCCGUGCACAUUACCGAGUGGUACCACACACCUACCCAGAGAGCUUUUUUAAACACUUUAUGUUUGUCGAAAAAUGAACGUCGUUGUCUGAAACUUCUAAUUACGCAGUAAGCAGUUAAUAAUAUACUUGAUAAGCAAUGCCGCUCUUCUACAGUGUAGUAGCCAGGGGUAUGGUCGUACUAGCCAAGCAUGCCAACUACCAGGGAAAUUUCGGAGAAAUUCUGGAAGGAGUCUUAAUCCAAAUUGGACCUGAAAACAAAAAACAAAGUUUACUACAUGACCGUUACUUGUACCACUACAUUUGUGAAGAUCAAAUAGUUUAUAUGUGUAUCACAGAUGAUGAAUUCCAAAGAUCUAAAGCAUUUUUUUUCUUAAAUGAAAUAAAACGAAGAUUUCAAGCUACAUAUGGUCAUCGUGCAUCCAAUGCUAUUGCAUAUUCCAUGAAUUCUGAGUUUGCUCCAAUACUUGCUUCUGAAAUGAAACGAUUUUCUAGUCCAAAUGAAUUUGAUACAUUAUCAAAAGUACAUGGAGAACUAGAUGAAUUAAAAGACAUAAUGGUUCGAAAUAUUGACAGUGUAGCUCUUCGUGGAGAAAAACUUGAAUUGUUGGUUAAUAAAACUGAAAACUUAUGUUCACAAUCCAUGAAUUUCAGAGUUCAAAGUCGUACUCUACAGCGUUCAUUAUUCUGGAAAAAUGUCAAAAUAUAUGUUUUAUUUAUAGCUAUAGGAUUUGCUGUUAUUUAUUUCAUGACUGCUUUCUUCUGUGGAUCACUUGCUCUCAAUUGUAGUUAAUUUUUAUGAAGUUAUAAUAUUUAUUUUAUGUAUACUUAUGCCAAUACAAUGUCUCAAAUUUUAUAUUUACAAGAAAAUUUACAAUACCUAUGCUUAAAAUGUAUUUAUACUUAAUUAUUGUAAAAUGUAAUUAUUAUAGAUUUCUUUUGUUAUAUCUUUUUAGUCAAUUGUUAUAUACAUGUUAGACAUUGAAAUAUUGUGAUAAAAUAUACUAUUGUACAAUAAAUUAUUCCUCAACAAUUUUUACUAUAAACUAUAAACUUUUAAAUCACAAA